UCAUUUUUUUGCCGCAAUUCUUAUUUAGAUCUUCUGUUAGGUAAAUUUAGCAUCACCUUAUACAAUUGAUGCAACUUAGAUGCGCAAAAUGGAUCCUGAAGAUAUAAUGGACAUAAACAUUCGCAUAUUCCGUGGGCAUAAAGGAGAAGUUAACUCGUGCUGUUUGUCCUCUGACCUCCAGCUGUUGGUGACUGCUUCAGAUGAUUCCCGUUUAAUCGUAUGGAAUGUUCGGCAGAGGAAACCGUUGUGUGAACUUGUAGGGCAUACAGGGCCGGUCAAUUCAUGUCAAUUCACACCUGAUAAUAAGGCAGUGGUCAGUGGUUCAUAUGACGGGAGUGUCAGGGUUUGGGAGACAUCUACAUCACGUUGCAGCAUGGUGUUACAUGAACACAAGAAAAGUGUUGAAUGUGUGAAUGUAUCGCAUGAUGGUUUAUUGGUGGCAUCAACAUCAUGGGAUGGUUGGGUUAUAGUUUGGAACUUGGAGACUGGAGCGUUGCUUUACAAACUACUCGGUCACAAGGAUUGCGUAAAAACUUGUUCGUUUUCACUCCAUGAUGAAUAUCUUGCAUCAGGGGGCUGGGAUUAUACUGUACGGGUGUGGAAGCUUAAAACAACAGCAAGAGAUAGUUGCACCAAUAGCAAAUGGCUGCUACGAAGGUUUAAAAAACUUUCCGAUCACGAUAUAUAUAUGAUGGUGUUGGAAGGACAUACGGGGAAUGUACAAGAUGUCGCGUUUUCCACAGCUGGUUUGUUGGCAUCAUGUUCAUGGGAUCGUAGUGUUUGUUUAUGGAAUCCACAUCGAGGGGAUUUGAUUCGGCGUAUGUUGGGGCACACAGGGUGGGUGAAAGCGAUCUCAUUCUCGUCGUCUUCGCUCGAACUCGCAUCUUUUGCUGAUGACGAUACAAUACGAGUUUGGAGCGUUAUGAGUGGAGAAUGUAUAAACAUACAUCAGAACCACACUGACCUUGCACAAGUUUGUUUAUUCUCUCAAUCAGGUGCCUUGCUAGCUUGUGGUUCAGCUAUAUUCAACCCACUACCUAAGCUUAAUAAUAAACCUGUGGUUGAUGGAUGUAAAUGAAACAAUAUUAUGCUUUAAACCAGUGGUUCUUAACCUUUUUAGCUUACGGACCCGUAAAAUUUCAAAACAAGUUUUGCGUCCCAGUGGACCUUUAAAAAUAAGAUCAACCUAAAAUGUAAUUACGACAAAAGUAAGCAACUCAAAAUCAAAGAAUGGAAACUUCAAUUUAACGAGAACUUGGCUGACUUCUUUGGAUAUUAAACAUGGUUCUAUUACAGCUUUUUUUUGCAAUUAAGAUAUUAAGUUGUAAUAUAUAUGGCUGACCGGUAUGAAAGUUGAAGUGGCCCGGCACCGAUUUUGAGAAUUCUACGGCAGAUGAGAACCACUGUUUUAAACAAAAUCUAUUUUGAGAUGAUUUUUACCUUAUUUUUCCACUGUUACCUGAAGCACUUUUGUAAAAACUAGUUUCCUAAACGCACUUUAGCAAAACACUGUUAUUUACUUUUACACUGUAUUUUGAACUGAAUUGUUUAUUGUAAUGCAGUAUGGGUUUCCUAUGAAUGAAUGUGGUUUAUUUAUCUUCGUGUUGCCAAGACAUUCGUUAUAACACGGUUGUUACCUCGCGCCGUUCACGAGCUACCACCCAUGUAAUUAGUUGCUGUCUUGACACAUACCAGUAUAAAGCCUUAUCCCUCCAUUAGGGUGCAAGCAAGUUACUACCAUUUACCCUCGCAUAGUAGAGCAACAACAGUCGUUAGAACACAGGUGUUCUGUUUCAUACACCUCGUGCCUGCUUACAAGUAUGUAUGUAAUUAGUUGAAUAGCUGUCUCAUUCAAGGAAACCUACACCUACCAGUAUCAAGCACUGAAACCGAUGUCCUUUACUUGUUAAAAGCAAAUAAUUACUGAGCCAUGGUGCCAAA
Molecule: messenger RNA, 1941 nt
Organism: Ciona intestinalis (vase tunicate)
Lineage: Eukaryota; Metazoa; Chordata; Ascidiacea; Phlebobranchia; Cionidae
Source: RefSeq, a predicted model, not a curated record